AGUCUUGUCAGAGCCAAGUAACCCGAAGUAGUGGAAAAAGAGCUGAACGCGAGAGGAAUUUAACUUGGAAAAGAAACGAGAAGGGAAGGAAAUCAAAGGGUUGGAUUCUGGGAGCCCGGCUGCCUGCCUGGGACCCCCGCUGGGUGUCCGGGACCCCCGGCUCAGUGUCUGGGACCCCGGCUGCCUGUCUGAGAACACCCACCCCCGCCGAGUUGUCUGGGACCCCUCGGCUGUGUGGGGUCCGCUCUUUGUCCUGGGGGAGUUUGCGGUGGGAAGGAUGGAGCGGUUUCUAAGUUACCUUCUGGUGGGACUGAACCUUUUGCAAAGAGUUGGAGGACAGACGAUUGCAGGAAGCUGCUCCUUUGACGAACCGUUCAGUGUUUGUGGGUACAGCCAAAGGCUUGAAGACAGCGACCUUGACUGGGAUCAAGUAAACACAAUAGUGAAGCCUUUUAUGGAUCCAUGGAUACCAACAGGGUCCUUUGUGAUGGUUAACACCUCUGGACGCCAGGCAGGACAAAAAGCACAUCUUUUACUGUCAAAACUGAAGGAGAAUGAUACACACUGCAUUGAUUUCCAUUACUUCUUAUCUGGCAAGGAAGGGGCCAACCCUGGGUUGCUAAACGUUUAUGUGAAGGUCAAUGACGGACCCCUCGGGAACCCAAUCUGGAAUGUGUCUGGAAUGACAACAAGAAGCUGGAAUAGAGCAGAGUUGGCCAUAAGCACUUUCUGGCCAAAUUUCUAUCAGGUUGUAUUUGAAGCAGUCACAUCAGGUCAGCCUGGGUACAUUGCCAUCGAUGAAGUGAAGAUCCAAGGACACCCAUGCACAAAAUCUCCCCAUUUCCUUCGCCUGCAGAAUGUGGAGGUUAACGCGGGGCAGAAUGCCACUUUCCAGUGCAUGGCAAACGGGCAAACUUCCUUCACUGACAAACUUUGGCUUCAGCGGCGCAAUGGAAAUGACACGCCCAUGAAGGAGACCAAGGUGUUGAACCACCGUCGAUUCGUAGCUACCUUCAUGGUGGUCAACACCAUGCGGAGGGACACAGACCAUUAUCGUUGCGUGAUUGAGUCAGACAGAGGCUCCGGGGUGUCCAACUACGCAGAGUUGAUUGUGAAAGAUCCACCGACUCCAAUCGCCCCACCUCAGCUUAAUUCUGUUGGCGCUACUUACCUGUGGAUCCAGCUUAACGCAAACUCCAUUAGUGGCGAUGGGCCGAUCAUCCAACGUGACAUCGAUUACCGCAGCACCUCCGGGAGCUGGGCCGACAUACAGCCGGUAGACAGCCAUCAGUACAAAAUUGGCCACUUGGAUCCUGACACGGAGUAUGAAAUCCGGGUGCUGCUCACCCGACCUGGUGAAGGUGGAAGGGGAGCUCCUGGCCCUGCCCUUAAAAUGAAAACAAAGUGCGGAGAUCCCAUGCAUGGGCCAAGGAACGUGGAAGUUAUGGAGAUCAAGUCGAGACAAAUCACAAUCCGCUGGGAGCCGUUUGGUUACAAUGUGACCCGCUGCCACAGCUUUAACCUCACGGUUCAUUACCGGUACGUGGUGGGAGAUCAAGAACACGUGGGCGAAGAAGUCUGCCAAGACACUGGGCAUUCUCCUCCACAGUACACACUGCGCGGUCUCUCACCAUAUACCAAUGUCAGUGUGAAACUGGUCCUGAUGAACUCAGAGGGGAGAAAAGAAAGUGAGGAGCUUGUGAUCCAGACAGACGAGGAUGUGCCUGGUGCAAUCCCAAAAGACUCAGUGCAAGGAAGCACCUUUGAGGAGAAGAUAUAUCUACAAUGGAAAGAGCCGAUUGAAACAUUUGGUAUCAUCACGCUUUAUGAGGUCUCCUACAAUGCCAUCAGUUCCUUUGAGCCUGAGAUUGACUUAUCGAACCAAAGUGGUCGAGUGUUCAAGUUAGGAAAUGAGACCCACCACUUGUUUGUUGGCUUGCACCCAGGAACAACCUAUUCAUUUACCCUCCGGGCCAGCACUGUCAAAGGCUGUGGGCUCCCCGUCACGAAGUCGUUCACCACAAAGAUAUCAGCACCAUCCAUGCCCGCAUAUGACUAUGAUACGCCAUUGAACCAGACCGACAGCACUGUGACUGUUCUGCUGAAGCCGGCCCAGAGCAGAGGUGCACCUGUCAGUGUCUACCAGGUCAUUGUGGAAGAAGAGCGCCCACAUAGGACAAAGAAGGCCACAGACGUUCUGGACUGCUACUUUAUUCCCAUCACCUACCAGAACAUCUCUAUUUCAGACUCCCCUCAUUAUUUUGCUGCUGAAUUUCCACCAACAGCCCUCAAAGUGGCCCAGCCAUUUACCAUUGGAGAUAACAAAACGUAUGGUGGCUACUGGAAUGCUCCACUCCUCCCGCAUAAGAGUUACAGCAUUUACUUUCAAGCAGUGAGCAAAGCCAAUGGGGAAACCAAAAUUGACUGCGUCAGGGUGGCUACAAAAGCUGCGAUAAUUGUGACUCAGCUUACAACACCAUACAUUCGCAUCGCCCCCGCUCCAGGCGACAACCAACUAACAGGAAGUGCGACUCGUAAACCGAGCGCUGAAGAGCCGGAGAAACAGACAGACCACACAGUGAAGAUCGCCGGGGUUAUAGCUGGAAUUCUUCUGUUUGUCAUCAUUUUCCUCGGCAUUGUGUUGAUCAUGAAGAAGAGAAGAAGCUCUCAGUCCUACACUUAUUACCUAAAACUAGCGAAGAAGCGAAAGGAUACCCUGAGCAGUACCCGGCAAGAGAUGACGGUGAUGGUAAAUUCAAUGGACAAGAGUUUUACUGAGCAAGGAACUAACUGUGACGAGGCUUUCUCCUUCAUGGAUACACAUAAUGUGAAUGGAAGAGCCAUGUCCUCACCAUCUUCAUUUACUGUGAAGACAAAUACACUGAAGAGCCCAGGAAUGCAGAAUUCCUACUAUCCAGAUCCUUUCGUGCCAACAGCAAUAUUAGAUGAAAAUCACACUGUCAACAAUGAGGCCAGCAACUUGGCACAGCCCCACCCCUACAAGAAACGAGAACCUGUGGACGUGCCAUACCAAACAGGGCAGCUUCACCCAGCCAUUCGAGUCGCAGACCUGCUGCAGCACAUUACACAGAUGAAAUGUUCCGAAGGUUAUGGGUUCAAGGAGGAGUAUGAGAGUUUCUACGAAGGACAGUCUGCCGCAUGGGAUUCUGCCAAGAAAGAUGAAAACAGGAUGAAAAACAGAUAUGGGAAUAUCAUUGCUUAUGAUCAUUCUCGGGUCAGACUGCAACCAUUGGAGGGUGACUCAAAUUCUGAUUACAUUAAUGCAAACUACGUGGAAGGCUAUCACAGACCGAACCACUAUAUCGCCACACAAGGACCAAUGCAAGAAACAGUCUACGAUUUCUGGAGGAUGAUUUGGCAAGAAAAUUCUGCUACCAUUGUCAUGGUGACAAACCUGGUGGAAGUUGGAAGGGUGAAGUGCUGCAAGUAUUGGCCUGAUGAUACAGAAAUCUACAGAGACAUCAAAGUAACUCUCAUUGAGACAGAACUGUUAGCAGAAUAUGUCAUCAGAACAUUUGCAGUGGAGAAGAGGGGUGCCCAUGAGAUACGAGAGAUCAGGCAGCUCCACUUCACUGGCUGGCCAGACCAUGGUGUUCCAUAUCAUGCUACAGGGCUCCUGGGUUUUGUUCGACGUGUAAAGACAAAGAAUCCAGCAGGUGCUGGACCUAUUGUGGUACAUUGCAGUGCUGGAGCAGGAAGGACAGGGUGCUUCAUAGUCAUUGACAUCAUGUUGGACAUGGCAGAGAGAGAAGGGGUUGUCGAUAUCUACAACUGUGUCAGAGAACUGCGAUCACGCAGGGUCAACAUGGUCCAGACAGAGGAACAGUAUGUAUUCAUCCAUGAUGCCAUACUAGAAGCUUGUCUGUGUGGAGACACAGCAAUUCCUGCCUCUCAGCUCAGGUCUGCUUAUUAUGAGAUGAAUAAAUUGGAGCCACAAACUAAUUCUUCGCAGAUAAAGGAGGAGUAUAGGACUCUUAAUAUGGUGACCCCAACGCUCCGAGUUGAGGACUGCAGUAUAGCCCUGCUGCCCCGGAACCACGAGAAGAAUCGAUGCAUGGAUGUCCUUCCACCAGACAGGUGUCUUCCAUUCCUGAUCACUAUAGAUGGCGAGAGCAGCAAUUACAUCAACGCUGCCCUAAUGGAUAGCUAUAAGCAGCCUUCAGCCUUCAUUGUUACCCAACAUCCAUUACCAAACACUGUGAAGGACUUCUGGAGAUUGGUGUUGGACUAUCACUGCACAUCAAUUGUCAUGCUGAAUGAUGUGGACCCUGCACAGCUUUGUCCUCAGUACUGGCCGGAAAAUGGUGUCCAUCGGCAUGGACCCCUCCAGGUGGAGUUUGUGUCAGCUGACCUCGAGGAGGACAUAAUCAGCAGAAUAUUCCGAAUAUACAAUGCAGCCAGGCCUCAAGAUGGCUAUAGGAUGGUGCAGCAGUUCCAGUUUCUGGGAUGGCCCAUGUAUCGAGACAAUCCCGUCUCCAAACGUUCCUUCCUGAAACUCAUCAGACAGGUGGAAAAAUGGCAGGAGGAGUACGACGGUGGGGAGGGUCGCACGGUUGUACACUGUCUGAAUGGUGGAGGGCGCAGUGGAGCAUUCUGUGCAAUCAGUAUUGUAUGUGAAAUGUUGCGGCAUCAGCGGGCAGUAGAUGUGUUCCACGCUGUGAAGACACUGCGAAACAACAAGCCCAAUAUGGUUGACCUGCUGGAUCAGUACAAGUUCUGCUAUGAGGUGGCGAUUGAAUGCUUGAAUUCCGGUUGAUCGAGAUUUAGCAGAUACUGUGGCAGCUGACAAGACCCAUCCCGUCCACAUUGAGAAAGCAACUCCCUGAUUCCUGGUAAACUGUGAUGAGAGAGCUUCACGUCAUCAGCCAUCAGUUCUACAAGCCAAUGCUUCUCCUUAGUUUUUAUUCCACUCACUGGGUCCCUUCUGGGAGUUCAGAGAAAGAGAGAGAGAGACUGUAAAAAUCUGCUUGCACUGCCAAACAUUUACUUUAAUCCACCAGCUCUCUAUACUGUAGCUGUUUAAUAUUUAAAAUAAAAUUGAUAUUCAUAGUAAAUGUAUACACAUUAUUCAAAAUAUUGUUAGUUAGCUGUUGUAACUAAAGAGCACAAUAAUUUUUUUAAAUGCAAAGUAUUUUACUGACAGUCCAGAGGAGUUGACUAAUGCCAAGAGCAAAAGUUAAUCCAUUAAACUCAAGCCCUAAAUACUUUUCUAAAUCUUUUCCAACCAUAAUCCUCCCUUUAGUCUGAGACAGUCUCCUCCCUGACUCUCACUCACUGACCAGGAGCUGUUCCAUUUCUUACCUAUGUAAAAAAAUCUUCAAGUACUCUCCAGUCACUUGGAAUCAUUUUAUUUAUUACAUGAAUGAUUCUAGUUGAAAAGACAUUGAGUCUUUAAGUCUUAAUUAUUAUACAUUUCAAGUUAAAGUUUAUUUUUAUGGACCUACAUACACAAGAUAUAAAUGACAUGAAAAUUAGCUUUUUACAGUACAUUAUAAACUACAGUCACCAUUUCUAGCUAGCUCCUUUUAAAUCCAAUCUUCCUUCAUAAUAUUAUACUUAAUUCUGUUUUUCUUUCUCUCUCCAACCUCCAACUUCAUGUUCUUUGAGAAACAGUUUGAAGUUUUUCCUUGCAUUAAAGAUUCUACAUCAGCGCAAUUUACAAAUUCAGUCACUUCAGCUCAGUCCACCCAUUCAAUUAGAUCUCAGCUUAUCUGUGUUUUGCCUCCAGUGAAUCCCUACAUCACUGUAUCCAAAAGAAAUGCCAAAAAAUUGAAAUUGGCCUACCCUCCACAGACUAUUGGGAGAGUGAACUUCAGAUUUCUAACCCUCUUUGAAUUCCUAAAUGGUGGACAGA
This is a messenger RNA of Pristis pectinata (smalltooth sawfish), 5875 nucleotides long. RefSeq names its product receptor-type tyrosine-protein phosphatase mu-like. Gene Ontology annotation, molecular function: protein binding; protein tyrosine phosphatase activity. Gene Ontology annotation, cellular component: membrane. The record is from RefSeq and is a predicted model, not a curated record. The coding region runs from base 278 to 4777 and encodes 1499 amino acids. Gene Ontology annotation, biological process: protein dephosphorylation. Lineage: Eukaryota; Metazoa; Chordata; Chondrichthyes; Rhinopristiformes; Pristidae. The transcript has 34 exons.